GUCAUAUGCAAUAGACACACACAUAGACACAUAGCACAGCACACAAAAAGAGAGCAGAAAUCUGAAGCAAGCAACAAAAAACGGAGUGAUGUAUCUAUCUAUGUAGCAAAACCGAUCUUCCUCUGUAACGGUUACUUUUCUACUUUAUUUUCUUCUUGUAAGAACAACAAAAACUUAUAUAUAUAUAAAAAAAAAAAAUCAAAAUUAACCUCUCAUCAUCAUCAUUGACUUAAGAACAAACACUCCCUACUGCUCAAUUCAUGGAUUCCAACAACAAUCACAAGGAGCAAUGGGAUUGGCAUGGAGAGAAUUACUGUAUCCAAAAGACUUCGAACUUCGAUAUUACGGAGGAGGUUUGGAAUGACGUGCCUCAAAAUGGAGAAGAUCUUUCCUACAUGUUUGAUGGUGAAACAACUCCAGUUAAGGCUUGUGGUGAUUUGGCAUAUAAUGUCGAUAAUGGGGAAUCAAGUUAUAGACAAAAGGAAGUGGAGGAAGUGAGGGAGACUUCCCAAGCCAAGAGGCGGCGGAUGCUACAGUUCGACAGCCAAGAUAGUGAUCAGUCUCUUCCCAACAUGGAGAUGCCUUCGCCAUAUUUUAAAAAUGGGAAGGACGACUCCAUUAAGGAUAUUUUUCCAGAAGUGUCACAAUGGAUGUCUGGGGCACCAGAAUAUACAUUGGAAAAUGUACCUGACCUUGAAGCAAAUGAAGCGUGGCUUGCUGAAUACUUAAAUGAUGCUGAGAUGCAACUCAGUCCUGAUGAUUUGAAUUUUUCAGGAGCCGAUGAUGUGCAUAUUGAUGUUGCAGAGUUAUGUAACAUCACACCAUCACAUGAACAGAAUGUGGUUCCGCAGCCUGUCACUCGACCCUCUAAAAAUGUUGUCUUCAAAGGUAGGAAAUCUUUUAUAAGGACACCGACAAAGUUGGCUUCUACUGUUGCCUAUCCAUUUGCCUUCAUUAAACCAAGUGGUGCUCAUGGAGAUGUUACUCUGAAAGAAAUCAAUCAGCGCAUUCUAAAUCCAACCUCAAAAUCAAAGGAAAGCAGUGACGACACGUCCGCUUACCCUAAAUCAGCCUUCUCAGGAAAGCCUGUGGUUGGUAAAACAAAAAUCCGCACUGAUGGAGGAAAAGGUAGCAUCACAAUUAUGAGAACCAAAGGUUAAGUGUAAGUUAUCUAGUACUAAGUACUAACUUUUGCGUCACAAUUAAUAUGUUGGUUGCUUCGUUUUGUGUAGAUGCCAUGCCGAUACCGCAACUUUUUAUUUUCUUAUUUAAGUCCGUAAAUUACACCACCUUAGUGUUUUGUUUCCUAGUGGAGUCUAUAUAUUAUUUUAUCUGUUCUUUUGAGGGAGCACAUGAUUUUGUUAAGUAUGUGAUGAAAAUCUUAAUAUUUUUAUUAAGCUCUUUUCUCCUCACAACACUCCAUGGCUCUAUAGUCUAUAUGACAAUUUUACUAAGCUUGAGCUUAGAUUUUGUAAUUGAAACAUACGAAUCAAUUUGGCUCUAUUGCAUGUCCCUUGCAACAAAAUUUGUCUGAAAGAGAUGUGUUUUUAUUAA
This is a messenger RNA of Trifolium pratense (red clover), 1554 nucleotides long. Its product is annotated as protein XRI1-like. The transcript has 9 exons. The coding region runs from base 261 to 1160 and encodes 299 amino acids. The record is from RefSeq and is a predicted model, not a curated record. Gene Ontology annotation, biological process: female meiotic nuclear division; male meiotic nuclear division. NCBI's taxonomy places the organism in Eukaryota, Viridiplantae, Streptophyta, Magnoliopsida, Fabales, Fabaceae.